AUGGGUGGAAAGACUUGGUCUAUAGACGAAGAACGAAUGCUCUGGGAAGUCGUUGUUCCUCGCUCAGUAGCUGCUGCUAACCCAGUUGAUCGACGUAUGAGCUGGGAGCAAUGCGCGCAAUAUAUGAACGACAAUGCUGGUGACAUCGCUCAACGCAACUAUACUAAGAACAUGUUAUACGAGCAUCACUACCAGAACAUUGUCAAGGGCGGUUCUUCUCCGAAUGCUGGUCCAUUUGUCGAACGGCACCUACGCUUGAUCGAAUGGUACAAGAACCAUAGAUCGCCUCCACCGGCUAGCCCCCCUCCAGUUCCACGAACCCCUCAAAACCCUGAACUUACUGCCCUUCUGAGCCAGCAGUCGAAGCCAAAGAGACGACGGGGCAAGAAUGCAGCCAAAACCCGACUCGUGGAGAAUCGAAUUGCACUGCCCACUAUCGAUGAGGAUGGACCUGGACCUGGACCUGGGCUUGGACCGAGUGGCUCAGGCACACCCAACGUCCCAUAUGUUCGUUCAUACGCUCCGUACAAAGGGGCUCAGCAGCAGUCUUUUGAAGAAAACCAGUCACCCCCAGUUGACCCGAGGGCGAAGUAUGCACUCGAUUUUCGCCCGCUGCCUAGAACAGUGCGUGCUGCUAGACCUGGAGGCAACUUCUUGAGCCGGCCCAUGGAGAAAGUGGAAGGCGGACUUUGGCGCCUCGUACCCGAAACUCGAGAGGACGAGAGGCCUGGAGAAUCGAUGUCCCUAGUUCCGCGAAACAGCAGUGUCCAGGCUCGACAUCCCAGGGCGCAGGAGGAAAGCUCAUGGACUCGGCCAUAUACUGUCCCCCCUCAGCAGGCCCCCCAGGGACCUCAAGGAACUCAAGGGCCUCAGGGAAGGGGCCUCCCUUCUAUCCGUCAAGCGUUUCCUUUCAUCAACUUUAGGCAUCCUUUGAACUCUGCCCCUUUUCGGGAGACAUCACAUCAGACUGGCAAGCGCGGCCACAGUGGUGGUCAGGACCAGAAUCAGGCCCCUAAGCGACGAAGACUUCCUGAUCACCCUGUCCCCCGUCAAAGCAACUCGCAGCAACCGAGCCAGAGAAAAUAA
Fusarium mangiferae is the source of this 1086-nucleotide messenger RNA. RefSeq lists its product as uncharacterized. Bases 1 to 1086 code for a protein of 361 amino acids. The record is from RefSeq and is a predicted model, not a curated record. The transcript is spliced from 3 exons. NCBI's taxonomy places the organism in Eukaryota, Fungi, Ascomycota, Sordariomycetes, Hypocreales, Nectriaceae.